CUCUUUUCACCCACCAUCCUCCGUCCUCUCUCUGCAGCCAAGAUGGUCCUCUCGAGCGUUCUGGGUUUCCCCCGCAUCGGUGCUAACCGUGAGGUCAAGAAGGCCGUCGAGGCGUACUGGGGGGGUAAAAUUUCAGCCGACGAGCUAACCAAGGUCGCGGCCGAAGUCAAGAAGUACAACUGGACGAACAUUAAAGCGCGAGGUGUAGAUCUCAUCCCUAGCGGCGAGUUCUCCCUCUACGACCACGUCCUUGACCACUCCGCGUCGUUCAACGCGAUCCCCAAGCGUUAUCUGGGCCAUGGUCUGUCCGACCUUGACAUUUACUUCGCCAUGGGCCGUGGUCGUCAGGCCGAGGGCGUCGACGUCCCCGCUUGCGAGAUGAAGAAGUGGUUCGACUCCAACUACCACUUCGUCGUCCCCGAGCUUUCGGACGAGACCGACUUCAAGCUCAAGUUCAACAAGGCCGUUGAGGAGUACAAGGAGGCCAAGGCUCUCGGUGUCGAGACCCGCCCGGUCGUGUUGGGCCCCGUCUCCUACCUCGUACUCGGUAAGCCCGCGAGGGAGGCCAAGCCCGGCUUCCAGCCGAUCUCCCUCCUGCCCAAGCUGCUCCCCAUCUACAAGCAGCUGCUGUCCGAGCUGAAGGCUGCCGGCGCUCAGUCCGUCCAGAUCGACGAGCCCGUCCUCGUCCUCGACACUGCUGCCUACCUCGAGAAGCAGUACGCUACUGCUUACGCUGAGCUCGCCCCCGUAGCGCCCAAGAUUAUCCUCACGACCUACUUCGGUCGUCUCGACUCCAACUUGACCUUCGCUGCUAAGCUCCCGGUUGCCGGUCUCCACAUCGACCUGGACCGUGCUCCUGCUCAGCUCGAUGACACCUUGGCUGCCGUGAAGUCCACCUCCUUGAUCCUGUCUCUCGGUGUCGUCUCAGGCCGUAACAUCUGGAAGACCGACUUCGAGGCUGCCAUCAAGUUGGGCCAGAAGGCCAUCGAUACCCUCGGCUCUGACCAUGUCAUCAUUGCCACUUCCUCUUCCCUUUUGCAUACUCCUGUCACCCUCGCGUCCGAGAACAAGCUGUCGGAGGAGGUGAAGAGCUGGUUCUCCUUCGCUUUGGAAAAGGCUGCCGAGGUUGCUGUUAUCGCUUCCGUCCUCAACGGCUCCCAGGACUCUGCCGUUGCCGCUGCUCUCGAGGACAACAAGAAGUCCAUUGCUGCUCGCAGGGCGUUCGAGAGGAACUCCAACGACGCUGUCAGGAAGCGGGUUGCCGCUAUCACCCCUGACAUGCUGAACAGGAAGAGCCCCUUCGCCGUUCGCUUGGAGGUUCAGAAGAAGAAGCUGAACCUGCCCAAGUUCCCCACCACCACCAUUGGCUCCUUCCCUCAGACCAAGGAGAUCCGUACGGCUCGUGCCAAGCUCAAUAAGAACGAGAUCUCCCAAGCCGAGUACGACAACUUCAUUGAGAAGGAAAUCGAGAACGUCGUGCGCUUCCAGGAGAAGGUCGGCUUGGAUCUCCUCGUUCACGGUGAGCCCGAGCGUAACGACAUGGUCCAAUACUUCGGUGAACAGCUCGAGGGCUUCGUCUUCACCCAGAAUGGUUGGGUGCAGUCCUACGGCUCUCGCUACGUUCGUCCUCCCAUCAUCGUCUCCGACGUCAGCCGUCCCCACCCUAUGACCGUUCGCUGGUCUGCAUACGCCCAGAGCGUUACCCAGAAGCCCAUGAAGGGUAUGUUGACUGGCCCGGUUACGAUCCUCAACUGGUCGUUCCCUCGUGCCGAUGUCUCCAGGGAGUUGCAGGCCAAGCAGCUCGCCCUUGCUCUCCGGGAUGAGGUUAUCGAUCUCGAGAAGGCUGGCAUCAGCGCCAUCCAAGUCGAUGAGCCCGCCAUUCGUGAAGGUCUUCCUCUCCGUCGCACCGACUGGGACGCCUACCUUACCUGGGCCGUCGACUCCUUCCGUCUGGCCACUGCCGGUGUUACCGAUGCUCUCCAGACCCACUCUCACUUCUGUUACUCCGACUUCGGUGACAUCUUCCCGUCCAUUCAGCGUCUCGACGCCGAUGUUAUAUCGAUUGAGGCCUCCAAGAGCGACAUGAAGCUCUUGCAGACCUUCAAGGAGUACGGCUACUCGAACCAGAUCGGGCCUGGUGUCUACGACAUCCACUCUCCCCGUGUCCCCAGCGAGCAGGAGAUCAAGGACCGUAUCGCUGCCAUGUUGGAGAUUCUCCCUGACCACCUGCUCUUCGUCAACCCUGACUGUGGUCUGAAGACCCGUGGCUGGAAGGAGACUGAGGCCUCUUUGUCCAACCUUGUGGCGGCUGCUCGUUGGGCCCGCCAGCAAUACGCCUAAAUGCACAAUCCUUGCGCUUCAACAGCGCCCGCAAAACGGCUGGACUGAGAUCUUUCAUCGGAUCUCCGUCUUUGCCUUGGGUACAUAGUUGACGGCGAUAUUUAUCAAGGUAACGCCAGGCGGCGUCGCGCAGAGGGCGCAUGAAUGCUGCUAUGCGGCUCGCUGAGCGCCUCCGAGUUGAUUGCGGGGCAGGAGCUUUUGCGUGGUUCAGCCUAGUAGUGUUGGAUUUCAACAAUCCGAAGUUGUGAGGAUAUUCGCAGUUUGUCUUGCAUGUUUAGAUUUUGCAAUAAAUCUGGCAUACAUAAUGGUCCUUGUGCGUAGCACGACAACUGAGGAACAUGACUAUGAAUUACAAGCAUCAACUGUCCUCCAUAGCUCUAUCACUGGUCUUCUCGUGGUUAACAAGUGGAGUGUCGUCCAUGCUUGUGCCUGUUGCACUUCCUCGUCGGUCCAA
This is a messenger RNA of Gloeophyllum trabeum ATCC 11539, 2794 nucleotides long. RefSeq names its product cobalamin-independent methionine synthase. The transcript has 5 exons. The record is from RefSeq and is a predicted model, not a curated record. Gene Ontology annotation, molecular function: zinc ion binding; 5-methyltetrahydropteroyltriglutamate-homocysteine S-methyltransferase activity. The coding region runs from base 43 to 2340 and encodes 765 amino acids. NCBI's taxonomy places the organism in Eukaryota, Fungi, Basidiomycota, Agaricomycetes, Gloeophyllales, Gloeophyllaceae.